GUGUCCGUGUCCGCUGUUGUCAUUGUCCGUCUCCGUACAUUUCGAAAUGCUACUUGUACUUACUUUACGAGUGACUUUUGAAUGAUUAAAAAAUAAAAAUUGAAAAGUCGAAUAUUAUAACGUUGCAAUUACUCUUGCUUGAGAAUAAUUUUUGUUUCCGUUCGCGAUCGCGUUGCCAUUCAAUCAUUCAAUAAUCAAAACCAAUCGUGAUCGAGUAGCGAAACUAGCUAGUACCCACUACCCAGACCCACCACAGUUGUAUCAUCUUUGAAAAGCGAAAGAACGAGUUGCAUGAUGAAUAGUUUGACGAUAUGUUCACGCGCCUUCAAGCCUUCGAUCACUGCGAUCAACUGUGGUAAAAUCGCCCUCAACCGAAGCGUCUAUAUUUUGUCAUCGAGACCGCGCGUCAGUUAUUGCAAUUUUGCGAACAACGUCAGCAAAUGCCGCCUCGGAUACUUGAAGAGUUUCACCUUGAAUCAGAUAACGGCUAAUGGUAAACGACUGGUGUCGAACAAUUCGGCCUCUCCGGUGCCGUCUUACAAAAACAAAGAUCACGCUAACGUGUGGUUGUGGGAACGCUUCGUGGCUGUAGGAUUGCUCGGAGUUAUUCCAUUUUUAGCCGAUAAAUCGUCGCCUAAGGCGGUCGAAUAUAUAGCCGUUACUCUCCUAACUGUGCACUUACAUUGGGGCCUGGAAGCGAUUUGUACGGAUUAUUUACGACCAUCUGUUGUCGGAACUGUAAUACCAAAAUGUAUACCAGUCAUCGUUUUGGCUCCGCUCGGUUUCCUGCUUUACGGUCUCGUUAAUUCGAUUCAGUCCGACCGUGGAAUUACUCACGUACUUCGGCAGUUCUGGUAUUUGAAAACCACCGAGCAACUGAAAAUCGAACAAAGUCAGUAGCGAUUCGGUGUCUGUGUCAGCGGCGUAAAUCGUAGUCGACUACUUUUUCCUUUCCUGUUUUUUUUUUUUGUUUUUUUGUUUUCGACCGUUUCGUUAUAAUGGCGCGCAAUUUUAACUCACGCUAGUGUUUUUCUUCCGUCGAAUAUCGGUUUAUUGGUGUUUUUUCCCUCAAGUAUUUUCUUCGAUUUUUACGGUGUAGUUGUAUGUUAACAGUGUACACGUACCGUGUAGAUCGAAUGUACAUUACCUCGGUAUAUCUGUAUUUAUUUCGUUCGACUAAUUAUUAUCAAUAUACGUUACAUACCAUAA
Molecule: messenger RNA, 1209 nt
Organism: Planococcus citri (citrus mealybug)
Lineage: Eukaryota; Metazoa; Arthropoda; Insecta; Hemiptera; Pseudococcidae
Product: succinate dehydrogenase [ubiquinone] cytochrome b small subunit, mitochondrial-like
Exons: 4
Coding region: 292-900 (202 amino acids)
Biological process (GO): mitochondrial electron transport, succinate to ubiquinone; tricarboxylic acid cycle
Cellular component (GO): mitochondrial envelope; membrane
Molecular function (GO): ubiquinone binding; succinate dehydrogenase (quinone) activity; heme binding
Source: RefSeq, a predicted model, not a curated record